CAUGACUCCUUUUCUUUCUGUUCAGUACAGUAAAAUGACUGUACUGAUUUCAAAUUUUAGGACAGCAGCAAAGUUUAUUUAAAAUAGUUUCUACACCAACCAUCAUUCCUGCAUUUGCAGACCCAAAGCCUGGUUUAAAGGAAUUUUUAAAUGAUCCGUAUAACAACAUGUCUGUGGUCAAAAUCCUGUGUUGUUUGCUCUUAACACAUCACCUCAGUGAGGGGAAGAAACUCAAAGGAAGCAGAGCCGGAGUAAUGAACACGGAGGAGAAUGGUGUCCUGAAGAUGAAAGGGCCGUAUGCCAGCAGCUCAGUCUUCAGACUGUUUUUAGGAAGUGAGGACACCUGCACACUGAACCCUCUGCAGCUGCACACUCUCACCUCCUGUGGCUUCAACAGUAGUAAUCCCCUCAUCAUCAUCACUCACGGGUGGUCGGUGGAUGGUAUGAUGGAGAGCUGGGUGCUCAGACUAGCUUCAGCUCUCAAGAAAGACAUUGUAGAUGUAAAUGUGGUCAUCACCGACUGGCUGACCCUGGCUCAUCAACACUAUCCCAUAGCCGUUCAGAGCACUCGCACUGUUGGAAAAGACAUAGCUUACCUACUGCAGUCUCUUCAGGAAAACUACCAGUUUCCAGUAAGAAAAGCUCAUCUGAUUGGCUACAGCCUGGGUGCUCAUAUCUCGGGAUUUGCUGGAAGCACUCUGGAAGGUCCAGAGAAAAUUGGAAGAAUUACUGGUCUUGAUCCAGCAGGGCCGCUGUUUGAAGGCAUGUCUCACACUGACAGACUGUCUCCUGAUGAUGCAGAGUUUGUAGAUGCCAUUCACACCUUCACUCAUGAGCGUUUGGGCUUCAGUGUGGGCAUCAAACAAGCUGUUGCACAUUAUGACUUUUAUCCCAAUGGAGGAGACUUCCAGCCAGGAUGUGACCUGCAAAACAUUUAUCAGCAUAUAAGCGAGUACGGAUUAUUAGGCCUUGAACAAACAGUGAAAUGUGCUCAUGAGCGGUCCGUCCACCUGUUCAUUGACUCUCUGCUGAAUAAAGACAAGCAGAGCAUGGCUUACAGGUGCAGCGAUAACGAUGCUUUUGUCAAGGGUAUCUGCCUGGACUGCCGGAAGAAUCGCUGCAAUACACUGGGCUACAAUAUCAAGAAGGUCCGCACAGCCAGAAGCAAAAGGCUCUACCUGAAAACACGAUCUCGGAUGCCUUUCAAACUCUACCAUUACCAGUUUAGGAUCCAGUUUGUCAACCAGAUGGAGCUUGAGCCCUCUCUCACCAUCUCCCUCACUGGAACAAAAGAGGAGAGCGGAGACCUCACCAUCACUAUUGAUGAAAAUAUUUCAGGUAACACAACCUUCACCUUCCUGAUCACACUGGACAAAGACUUGGGGGAGCUGAUGAUGCUCAAGUUAAGUUGGGAAGUAUCCGCUCUGUGGACAAAUGUAUGGAGCCGGGUGAAGACCAUCAUUCCUUGGGGGGUCCAAGCAAGAAAACCGCAGCUUACUCUGGGAAAUAUCAGUGUCAAAGCAGGGGAGACACAGAAGAGGACAUCAUUUUGUGCCAUGAAAAAUGAUGGACAACAGCUUGAAGUGUCUCAGGCUAAAGUGUUUGUGCGCUGCAAAGAGGACGUGCCAAAACAACGCAAAAGGAAGCGCAACUAAUGGACUGGUUUAGGUUACUUAAUCAGUUCAACAGACUGAAGAUCUCUGCUGAGACGCCUGCAGGAUGAUGACUGGAGCAAGCCUUCCCCCUUUAUGUUGAGGUUGCAGAUUUGGGGUUAAUAA
This is a messenger RNA of Melanotaenia boesemani (Boeseman's rainbowfish), 1778 nucleotides long. RefSeq names its product lipase, hepatic a (gene lipca). Gene Ontology annotation, biological process: lipid metabolic process. NCBI's taxonomy places the organism in Eukaryota, Metazoa, Chordata, Actinopteri, Atheriniformes, Melanotaeniidae. The coding region runs from base 168 to 1655 and encodes 495 amino acids. The record is from RefSeq and is a predicted model, not a curated record. The transcript is spliced from 9 exons. Gene Ontology annotation, molecular function: apolipoprotein binding; triacylglycerol lipase activity.